Molecule: messenger RNA, 4923 nt
Organism: Xenopus tropicalis (tropical clawed frog)
Lineage: Eukaryota; Metazoa; Chordata; Amphibia; Anura; Pipidae
Gene: stard13
Product: StAR related lipid transfer domain containing 13
Exons: 17
Coding region: 304-4353 (1349 amino acids)
Biological process (GO): signal transduction
Cellular component (GO): mitochondrial membrane; cytoplasm; lipid droplet
Molecular function (GO): GTPase activator activity; lipid binding
Source: RefSeq, a predicted model, not a curated record
UUCUUCUGCUGCAUGCAAGGCUAACAUGCAUUAUAUUGGGGAUCUACUACAACUUUCUAUUAAACUUUAAUUCCCCCAAACCUCUUCAUCUACCCACUCUGAUCCGACUGCAGUUACAAAUCACUGGCAUGGAUGCUAGGAGAUCUAGUGACAACACUCUGAAGCAGGAGAGGAAGAUGAUCUGCUGCAGUGACAAUAAAAACAUUUGCUGUGAAGAUCACAUUUUCUGUAAUUUCUUUUAAAAACAAAACUGCAGGAGAAUUCCAAGGAUAUGGAUAAUAUUUAUGAAUAAAUCUGUAAAGCAUGGAAGGUCUUUUAGAAGAUGAAGACAAUUCAUUUUAUUCUAUGAGUUACAUGCACUUCUUAACAGCAGAAAACAUGCCAUAUCAGUUCCCAGCGGGAAGGAAUGAAUACAGUAGGCAAAUGGAGAUUAAUGACAAUAUACUGGCAAUGGGGACUAAAAUUGCAAAUUUGCCUCCUAUAAAAGAACACCACGUGACACUGACAGAGACUGAGGAAAGGCCGUGCUGUGUUAUGGUUGGUAAGGAAUUUAAAAGUGAAGAAGUAGGCGGGGCUAUAUUAUACCCACCAUUAGCAGAAACCAAUCACUUCCUAGCAGCCAACGCUAAUGCAAAGACCCGGUAUAUCCAAGUGGUUGAACAUGAACCGAGUGCAAUCCUGUUUCGGGAUUUUUCAUUAGAUAGCUCCAUACCUGGGGCCAUAGCACCCAAUAUUUUAAACUCUGAAACCUCAGAGGACAAGGAAGUUUAUGAUGAGGACGAGGAAGAAGAGUCUGAUGAAAAUGGUGAUGUCUUCACAGAAUUACCGCACUAUGAGUCUAUGUUUCCAGGACUUAGAAGGAAUCAGUGUCAUCCAAUAAGCCUAAAUGGCAACAUCAUAUUUAAUUUUGAGGAUGUUUGUCAGAUACUCAGCAGUACCCAGAGUGGUGCCGAACAAACUUUGAAUGAAGGUGAAGGGAAUAAUCUCAUGGAAGAAAGAUAUCGGUGGUCAGAAUCUAUGACAUGUCUGAUGAUGAAGCUGGAGCAGCUAAAUGUAGACAUUGAAGAUGCGGUCAUGGCUGGUGUUUCUUCAUUAAAUUUGAGCCCAACAGACUGUUCCACCCAACUGGCAAAUUCACUGGUGACAGACAGAGGAUCUCCUGAACUCGAAGCAAAAGAAGCAUGCGAUUGGCUACGUGCAGCUGGAUUCCCUCAAUACGCUCAGCUUUAUGAAGAUUCCCAAUUCCCAAUUGAUAUCGCAUCUGUAAAGCGGGACCAUGAUUUCCUUGACAGAGACCAUGUAGAACCACUUUGCAGGCGACUGAAGACGUUGAAUAAGUGUGCCUCAAUGAAACUCGAUGUCAGCUUCCAAAGGAAGAAGAGUGAAGAUUCAGAUGAAGAAGACCUGUGUGCCAUCAGUGACAAAUGGAGGUUCCAAAGACUCAGCCGCCAAUGGUCUCGGGUAGAUGACAUUGAUUCGCUGUUUGAGCGAUCGGAGAGACUUGGUUCAUCUGGGGAAAUGAAAAACACGACUAGCAGUGAAAGUGUCUUGACUGAUCUCAGUGAGCCAGAAAUAUGUUCUAUCCACAGUGGAAGUAGCGGUGGAAGUGACUGCAGAUGUUCCUAUGUUGGUAACAGUGCUUCCAGGGAAACAUUUGAGUGUGCGGACACAAUGUGUAUUCAUGAUCCCAAUUCCAUGACCAUAUUACCUCCAUGGCCUAAAGAUGUUUCAGACGGUAAGCUGAAUGCCAAGAAUGAAAAGCCUGCACACAAUAAAACAAAAACUUUUCUAAAAUGCAUGGGGACUCUUAGAUCUAAAGGGACCUAUGGUAAAUCAAAAGGCCUCCAAAGAACUGGAGCGAUAGUAAUUAGUGAGCCCAUUCUGCAACUGGAGCCUGAACCUCUGAAACCAAUUCCACAGCUGGAGCCUGACCCCCUUAAAACAAUGAGCUGUGUUGGCAAUGGCCAAGUCCAAGACUCCUCUAUGAACUUUACAGCAACUGGAAAUCUAAAUUCGGUAUCUGAAAUACAAACUAGCACUGAGAGCUCUCCUUGCUUAAAAGAAAUGCAAGCUCUUGAGCCCAACAAACGAGGAGGCAUGUACCUAGAGGACAUUGAUGUCUUUACAGAUUUAGGGACAGCAAAAGCCGGUCAUAAUCACAACCAUGACUUCCAUUCGCAAGAAGACUUGGUUGUACAUAUUCCAAAGGAUCACAAACCUGGAACGUUUCCAAAAGCACUUUCUAUUGAAAGCCUCUCUCCCACAGAGAACUUCUAUGGUGUCAACUGGCGGAGUGGAGGGAUUCCUCUUAGCAGGCAGAAAGGUAUUCGUGCUAAAGAACCAAGAAUUAUGUCUUCCAGGUGCUCCAGAGGUAGCAGGCUUAGUGUUUAUGAUAACGUGCCCGGAUCCCACUUGUAUGCCAGCACCGGGGAUCUCAUGGAUUUAGAUAGGGAUGAUUUAUUUCCUCACUUAGAUGAUGUUUUGCAGCACAUUAAUGGACUCCAACAGUCUGUGUACCACUGGUCAAAAGACAUAAUGCCAGAUCUUCAAGAUGACGAUUUCUCUGUUGGGGAGUCUGGAACCUCAAACUUUCAUUUGCCUAACCCAAUGAGCAUGGACUUUGAAGGCAAUUCUAUUUCUGAUGGUAGGACUACCCCGAGUGACAUGGAGAGAGACGCUACAUCGCUUAAUGACUCUGAUACUACUGGAACCAGAGAAAGAAGGGAUUCUGGGGUUGGAGCCUCCCUCACCAGAACAAACAGGCGGUUUCGGUGGAGCAGUUUCCAGCUCUCCCAUCAGCAAAGCAGCUCUGGGGCAUCACUUCAGAUCAGCAAUCAGUCUGCAGGCCAGCUCAAUCUGUUGCAGAAAUUCUCCUUGCUUCGCCUGACAGCCAUCAUGGAGAAAUAUUCCUUGUCAAACAAGCACGGAUGGACAUGGUCUGUGCCGAAGUUUAUGAAGAGGAUGAAGGGACCUGAUUUCAAGGAUAAGACUAUUUUUGGUGUGCCUUUAAUGGUUCAUGUACAGAGAACUGGACAGCCUCUUCCCCAGAGUAUCCAGCAAGCAUUGCGUUUCCUCCGCAGUCACUGCCUCGAUCAGGUUGGUUUGUUCAGAAAGUCGGGUGUUAAAUCUCGAAUCCAGGCUCUGCGCCAGAUGAACGAGACUGCAUCAGAGAAUGUGAGCUAUGAAGAUCAGUGCGCCUACGAUGUGGCAGAUAUGAUGAAACAGUUCUUCAGGGAUCUCCCUGAACCUCUUCUCACCAGUAAAUUAGGGGAGACCUUUCUCCAUAUAUACCAGUAUGUCCCCAAAGACCAGAGGCUCCAGGCUGUGCAGUCGGCUAUCAUGCUGAUGUCAGAUGAAAACCGAGAGGUCUUGCAGACCCUUCUGUGCUUUCUCAGUGAUGUCACCUCGGUGGAAGAGAAUCAGAUGACCCCGAUGAAUCUCGCUGUAUGUUUGGCGCCAUCACUGUUCCAUCUCAAUUUAUUAAAGAAGGACAACUCUCCAAGAGCAAUACAGAAAAAAUAUGCAACAGGAAGACCGGAUCAGAAGGACCUAAAUGAGAAUUUUGCAGCUACUCAGGGCCUGGCACACAUGAUAAUGGAGUGCAACAGGUUAUUUGAGAUUCCACAUGACGUUAUAGCCCAGUCCCGCAAUUCCUAUGUCGAAGCUGAUGUGCACGUCCUCACAAUGGAGGAAUUAGGAAAGCAACUGGAAGAGGAAGGGGGGAGCGUGAGCACGUACUUUGAGAGUACAAUUCAGGGCCUACAGAAGGAAGCUAAGGAGAAGUUCAAGGGAUGGAUGUCCCUCUCCAGCGCAGAGAACACUGACCUUGCUUACAAAAAGGUUGGUGAUGGAAAUUCAUUGAGAGUGUGGAAGGUUUCGGUGGAAGUGGAGGCCCCGCCAUCUGUGGUUCUUAAUCGCAUUUUGAGAGAACGACAACUUUGGGAUGAUGACUUGUUGCAGUCGAAAGUGAUAGAAAGUCUGGAUAACCAAACAGAAGUGUACCAGUAUGUGCUGAACAGCAUGGCUCCGCACCCCUCCAGGGACUUUGUUGUUUUGAGGUCCUGGAGAACAGACUUGCCAAAAGGAAUCUGCGCGCUGGCAGCCGUAUCAGUAGAACAUGACGAGGCCCAUCUCAUAGGAGGAGUGAGAGCGGCAGUUCUGGAUACUCGCUAUCUCAUUGAACCCUGUGGCUCUGGCAAAUCAAAGCUGACGCAUAUUUCCAGAGUUGAUCUCAAGGGCCACAGUCCUGAGUGGUACAAUAAAUGUUUUGGACAUCUUUGCGCAUCAGAGGCUUUAAGGAUCCGAAAUUCUUUCCAGCCAAUUUCCACCGAGGGUCCUGAAACAAAAAUCUGAGAAACAUUAUGACAUUGGUGGUCAAAAGUAAAGAGCCGCUAUUGGCAGGGAACUUCAGCCAAUGCCGACUGGCCAUAGAGCGAUGCUGGGACAUGUCGCUCAGUGCCAGCUGGAGGCCUGCCCAUUCACUGCCCCUGCUACAUUCUGGCAAAUAAACGACUGCACCCUUGGGUUUUGCCCUCAGACAUUCCUCUUUAAUUUAAAUUGUACAAAAGGUGUAAAUAUCUGUAUAUAGCAUAUGGAAGCGGAUUAUAUAUGUAUCACAUAUAUGUAAAUGAAUGUUAAGUAUAUAAUUUAAUGCUUUCUAAGGAAGCUGUGAUAUUAACAUUAUUAUUAUUAUUAAUAUUUGAUUCUGAUAGGGCUCACCUUGUUCUGUAUAUGUAUUAGUGCUUUUAGGUCUUACCACCAGUAUUUUAUCAGUAUAAGGGAAAUUGUAGCUUACUCUAUCUGUGUAUAGAUAUAUAUAUAUAAAUAUAAUAUUAAAAUAAUAUUUUGUUCUUCUCAUCUGUGAUGCACUGCACUGUGACCUUAAGAAGGUACCAUGUAAAUAAAGAGUAUUUUUUUUUUCAU